AUGAGCCAACAAUUCAAACCAGAUACGAGGGGAUUCGAAGUAGCCGAGUACUUCCCCGAGCGAGCCCGAAACAAAACCUUCCUUCUGGCAGGCUUCGUUGGCAGCGAACUCGCCGCCACAACGGCCGACGCCCUCGCCCACGGUGGCGCAGCCUGCGUGAUCUUCACCGGCCGUUCCCAAAUCGAAGUCGAACCCGUCAUCACGCACAUGAACCGCAACCACCCACAGACCAAAAUCCUCUUCGUCACCGCCGACACGGCCAGUCUAUCCAACAUGCGCGAAGCCGCACGGGUCAUCAAGGGCCUCGGCGUCCCCAUUGACGGUAUUGUCUGCUAUCCAAACGUUAUGGCGGCAGAUUGGGAGAAGACGGGGGAUGGAAUUGAGUCGCAUUUUCAGAAUAACUAUCUCGCAUAUUUUGUGCUUGUUAAUUCGUUGUUGGAGAUUAUGUUGCCUGGUUCAAGGGUCGUGUUGAUGACGACGAGUGUGAGGCGGGAGGCGCCGGCGCCAAGGUGGGAGGAUAUCAAUUUCGCGAAUGGCGAGACGUAUCACUCUUUGGAUGGGUACUCGCAAUCGAUGUUUGCGAAUAUCUUGUUCGCCAAGUCGCUGGCGCAGAUAUGUGCUGAAAAAUCAGUCGCUGCCUUUUCUGUGAAUCCUGGGAAUACCAAGACCAACGUACAGACGUACAUCUCGCCCGAAGAUGUCGCAUCGUGGCUACAGCGAAAGAAAAGAGCUGGCGAGGACCUGCCCAUCCUGCUUCAACAGGCCCCGAAAUCACUCUCGCAAGCAAGUGCCACCAUUCUCCGGGGCCUGCUUGACCCGAUGCUUGAAGACCAAUCUGGCGCAUUCCUAGACAACUGCGAAGUCCUGUCGCUGCCAUACCUCGAUUUCCCCAUGGGCCAAGAAAGUGCCACAGCGCUAUGGAAGCAAAGCGAAGUGUUCGUUGAAGCAGCCGGGUUAACACAAGUUGUUUAG
Molecule: messenger RNA, 972 nt
Organism: Penicillium brasilianum
Lineage: Eukaryota; Fungi; Ascomycota; Eurotiomycetes; Eurotiales; Aspergillaceae
Source: the annotation of a GenBank genome assembly